This is a messenger RNA of Schizosaccharomyces japonicus yFS275, 4517 nucleotides long. RefSeq lists its product as hypothetical. NCBI's taxonomy places the organism in Eukaryota, Fungi, Ascomycota, Schizosaccharomycetes, Schizosaccharomycetales, Schizosaccharomycetaceae. The record is from RefSeq and is a predicted model, not a curated record. Bases 361 to 1602 code for a protein of 413 amino acids. The transcript has a single exon.
CACUAACCUGACCGUGUGCUAGUACCCUUCCAGACCAGAGCCUUUCACCACAGCUAAUGACCCAGGGAGGUCACUUUGUACGAGAUUUUGGGACCAUAUAAACUGUAGAACGCGAUUCAGCGUGUUCUUAGCUUUCGUUUGAUAGCUUUUUUUUCUGUUCUUUGGUAUUUUUGACACAUUGCUAUAGACUACUUCCGUUAACGGUGAUACUGCACAUUUUGGCAUUGGAUUUGAGGUUUCUGACACUGGGUUUCUGUAAAUAUAUCCUUUUUAAAAGUUGUUCUUUAAUUUCGUACAGCGUUCUCGCUUUUUUUGUUUCAUUGUCUUGCAAUAUUUCGUUUCUCCUCUUUUUGGUAAUAAAUGGUCCAGAAGGAGCACAACGGGCCACAUCACCGUGCUUCCUCCGCGCCUACCAAUCUCCAUGUCACAACAGAUCAUGCUUCGUCUUCUCGUCCGAAGAAAGCCUUCGGCAAGAAUACGAAACCACCGGUAAUCCGACGGAACAUUGCACCUGUCUUUGUGCAGGAUAACUCGAUCAUCCGGCAUUCGUCUGUACGAAGUGAUAGACCGCAGUUAAUACGUGCGAAGAGGGCGGUUGCGGAGCAAUCUAGUGAAAUUCUGAACGAUGAUGAGUCUGUGUCUUCAGCACAUUCUAUCUCUCCCAUUUCACCAACCGAGCCCAAGGCUGCUGGAGAAACGGACGGAGAAGCAACGGCAAGUGAAACAAAUGGGGACAUUGAUUUGCUCUCCCCUUACAUUAAUGUGUUUGCAAGUGGAUCAUCUCUCUCUGCAAAUCUUAUGCCCCCGAAUUUACUUGCUCAUUCCGCUAGCCUUCCCCCUGGUUCUCAUGCUUCUCUGGUUGCUCAGCUUCAGGGACGCUCUCGUUCUAUCGCUGGUUCUGAUUACAGUAGCAGUUGUUGUAGUGAUCAACACUCGGUGACUUCAACACGACUUGAAGGUAUCUUUGCUGAUGCACCUGAAGCAGGUGGUCAUGAUAAACUUCUAGUCUCCUCUCCGCUCUCUCCUACCCAUGUUCGUUCCGAAACAGCAAGUACAUACGGCACUUUGGGUCGUGAUAUUGGGGAUUUACCUCAUCACAGUCCAGCGUCGUCAUCGUCUUCGGGCGGUAUCCUCGACGGAAUACAGCAAAUAUCACCGACUAUAUUUACUACGUCACCCACAAGUCCAAGACCCAAUUCCUUGGAUAAUGUCUUUGCAACACCUCAUUUACCUUCGGGUUCCUCUUCCUCGUCCGGACUGGCACGGUCAGUCUUCCGUGAUCGAGCAGAGGUACGUUCUGGUAUCCGAUCAGUCUCCGCUACUCAUUCGUCGCAACAUCAUCGACGGAGUAGUUCUGCCACGAAAGUCUAUACAAGUUUUUUUCACAAAUCCCGUUUCUUUCUACUCUUCACUCUUGGCAUUAUAAUUCCCCCCUUCUGGUUGCUCGCAGCAUUGCUUCCCAUUCCAGAGGAACAUUCCUUCAAGAUCACAAUCCGACAUGUGCAAUGGAGGAUGAUUAACCGUGUAUUCUCGUUUCUUGGCGUAGCUCUUAUUUUUCUAUUUAUUGGACUUGGUGUCUCGGGCUCCAGAUCAUCCUCCUAGUCAUUACCCUCGAACUCAAACACAUUGCAUUUCUCGUAUAUACCCUUCUCGUUUUCUGGCUCGUUUUUUAUAUAACCCGUACAUUCUUUUUGCCUUUUCUACGUUCAUAUGAAACAUCUCUUCGAGCACUGAUGCAAGGUAGCCUUAAGAAGUAAUGAAAAAGACUUUCAAACAACUCUGCACACCGGCUUUAUACGGGACUUCGGGACGUCUUAUUAAGGCAAUAGGAAUACAAACCUUAGUAACCAUUUUCCAAAACUUAAUUUUUAUUAACAGAAUUUAAACAAAAAGGAUAUUGUAGGUCGCACUAUUUACUGUGCAUAUUUAAGUUUGCGUUAAGCAAACAAUAUGGCCAGGCAGAUCCGGGGCAGGCCAUGUCAAAAGGAUGAUUUUUCUACAAACGGUCCCAGUUACCAAUGUUCAAAAGAUCACAUCUGUGUUCAGCAUCAUCAGCAGUUUCAAGGUUACCGAUGGUGUAAACAGUUUCUCCGUCUUCACGGAAGAGACGAGCGGCUUCUUCGGCAUGCUCAGCUGCGACGGCCACAACCAUGCCGAUACCCAUGUUGAAAGUACGAGCCAUGUUGGAGGUGGGAACGUUACCAGCGUGCUUCAACCAGCUAAAGACUGGGGGAACAGGGAAUUGUUGAACGUCGAUAACAGCCUUCAAAGUCUUGGGCAACAUACGAGGAACAUUCUCAAUCAAACCACCACCGGUAAUGUGAGCCAUACCCUUUACAAGUCCCUUCUUAAUCACGUGCAACAAGGGCUUGACAUAGAUUCUCGUGGGAGUAAGCAGGGCAGCGCCCAAAGUUGUCUUUUCGUCCCAUGGACAGGUGGACUUGUACUCCAAAUCACUGACCUCGACAAUCUUACGGACCAAAGAAUAACCGUUUGAAUGAACACCAUCGGAAGCAAGACCUAAAAGAACAUCACCGGCCUUGAAGCUGUCGAAGUUGGGCAAAAGUGCGUCGCGGUUGACAGCACCAACAGCAGUACCGUUGGUAUCAUAAUGUCCAUGGGGAUACACACCGGGCAUCUCAGACGUCUCACCGCCAACAAGAGCACAACCAGAUUGCAAACAACCGUCAACAACACCCUUAACGAAAUCUCUAGCAUCGGAAAGAAUAAGCUUGCCAGUAGCAUAGUAGUCCAAGAAGAACAAGGGUUCAGCACCUUGAACGACCAAAUCGUUAACAUUCAUAGCGACCAAGUCAAUACCAACAGUGUCGUGCUUUUGCAUCUCCAAAGCAAUCAUAAGCUUAGAGCCGACACCAUCAGUAGCACUGACAAGCAAAGGAUCUUCAUAACCAGCAGCCUUCAAGUCAAAAACACCACCGAAACCACCGAUGCUGGCGUCAGCACCGGAACGGCGGGUAGACUUAACAAGAUCCUUGAUUUGUUGAACGAAUGCAUUACCAGCAUCAACAGAGACACCAGCGCUCUCGUAGGUUAAACCGUCCUCAGCCUUGUUCUGAGGCUUAAGGGCACGGUGGGCAAUAUCCUUACGAUAAAACAUGUCCUUGAAAUGAAUGUUGGCAACACCCUUGUAAGCACUGUCAACAGCGGAGCGGACAGUGUCGUUGACAGCAGAGACGCAAAUGACACGGCCACCGUUCGUAACAACGUUGCCGUCCUUUACAGCAGUACCGGCAUGGAAUACAUUGACAUUUGGCUCAGAGAUUGGAUCGACCUCAAUAACGUCGCCCUUGCGGUAAGAACUAGGGUAACCGCCAGCAGCGCAAACGACGACACAACUGAACUUAUCCUUAACCUUCAAGUCAAUAGCAUCAAGACGGCGAUCAACACAAGCGAGCAUAAGCUCAGCCAAGUCAGUGUCCAACAAGGGCAAAACAGCUUGAGUCUCAGGGUCACCAAAGCGAACGUUGUACUCAAGAACGACGGGUCCCUGCUUUGUGACCAUCAAACCGGUGAACAAGAUACCGACGAAAGGGUAACCCUCACGGCGCAUGCCAUCAAUGGUGGGUUGAACAAUUGUUUUUUGGAUUUCAGCCAUCAACUUAGGAGUAGCAAUGGGGGCAGGGCAAUAAGCACCCAUACCACCAGUGUUCAAACCCUUAUCGCCAUCCAAGGCACGCUUGUGGUCUUGAGCAGCGGGAAGCGACUUGCAGGUGUAGCCGUCACAGAAGGUAAGAAUAGAAAUCUCCUCUCCCUCAGCCAACUCCUCGACAACGACAGUUUUGCCGGCAGCACCGAACUCCUUGUCCAACAUGAUGCUCUCAAGAGCAGCAAUGGCUUCAUCCAUUGUCUUGGGCAAGAUAACACCCUUGCCGGCAGCAAGACCAUCGGCCUUAAUGACAAGCUCAGUCUUAAGACCCCAUUCUUGGACACAUUUCUUGGCGGUCUCGAAGUCAGUGAAAGACUUGUGAGCGGUGGUAGGGAUGUUGUUACGCUGCAUGAAAUCCUUAGAGAAGGCCUUGCUUCCCUCCAUACGGGCAGCUUCCUUAGAAGGACCGAAGCAAGGGAUACCUACACGACGGAAAUGCGAUUCAAUGCCCUCAACCAAAGGAACUUCGGGUCCAGGAACAACCAAACCGACAGACUUUUCAACAGCAAAUGCAACGAGCUUGUCAAAGUCACAGACGCCGAUGUCGACGUUCUCAAUCUUGGAGUCCUUGCCAGCUGCUUGAGUACCACCGUUUCCGGGUGCAACAUAAACUUUAGUCACCAAAGGUGAUUGAGCAAGCUUCCAAGCGAGAGCAUGCUCACGUCCACCAUUACCAAUGAGAAGGAUUGCCAAGGACAUUUUCAUUGACUCUGAGAAACCUGCUACGUAACUCGUCAGAAAAUCGUCGAAAAAACACCGGAAAAAAAGCACACGAUAGUACUAGAUCGUCUCUCGUACCUGCUGAUGUACUGAAUGAAACUAUAACUAACGAAAUUGAGCAACUCUGGCA